Messenger RNA from Clupea harengus (Atlantic herring), 1283 nucleotides. Its product is annotated as interferon-inducible GTPase 5-like. The record is from RefSeq and is a predicted model, not a curated record. The coding region runs from base 132 to 1283 and encodes 383 amino acids. NCBI's taxonomy places the organism in Eukaryota, Metazoa, Chordata, Actinopteri, Clupeiformes, Clupeidae. The transcript has a single exon.
GUAAUCAUGAUAACCUGAGUCAUCGACUCAUUGCGUGCACAUUUCAGAUUUUGUCAACAUCAGAGAUUUCACUUUGCAAAAACAGAACAUGAAAUAAUAUAAGACGUUACCUUCCGUUUUCCUUUUAGAUCAUGGAUAAUCAACAGGAGGAUCGCCGUGCUUUAUUCAAUGAUUCUGGUGAACCGACCUGGGAGCGGGCCUUUGCCAAAGCCAGAAAAGUAACUGAUAGGUUAGAUAAUGUCACCCUCAACAUUGCUGUGACAGGGGAGAGUGGGUCAGGAAAGUCCUCCUUUGUUAAUGCCUUCAGAGGUCUUCAAGAUACUGAUGAAGGAGCUGCAGAAACUGGAGUCACAGAAACCACCAUGGAGCCCACCAUGUACCCCCACCCAACCAUGCCCAAUGUGAACUUAUGGGACCUGCCAGGCAUAGGGACCCCAACCUUCAAAGCAGAAACCUACAUGAAAGAUGUCAAAUACCAAAACUAUGACUUCUUUAUCAUAGUAAGUGCAUCAAGAUUCAGGGACAAUGACUUGAUGCUGGCAAAAGAAAUCAAGAAAAAGAUGAAGAAUUUCUACUUUGUUCGCACAAAGACUGAUAAUGAUGUAACAAACGAAGCGAUGAAGGGAGUAACAGAAGAGGAAACACUUAAGAAAAUACGGAACAACUGUCUGGGAAAUCUCGGCCCAUUGGAAUCCCCUCCUGUCUUCCUCAUUACAUCCCGUAACCUGAAAAGGUUUGACUUCCAGGAACUGGUAAAUAAUCUGGAGAGAGACCUUCCAGCUGAGAAGAGAGAUGCUAUGGUUAUGAGUUUGCCUGUUUAUUCCAAGCAGUCUCUUGACAGGAAAUACAAAACAUUCAUGAAUAUAGCAUGGGCUGUGGCCAUCACAUCAGGUGCCAUAGCGGCAGCCCCAGUACCAGGUCUGUCACUAGCUUGUGAUGUUGCCAUGGUAGUGUAUUUCUUAAUCAAAUGCUACUAUUCAUUUGGUCUAAAUGAUAGAUCACUUCAAAAGUUAUCAAAGAGAGUAAACAAGCCAAUACUGGAAGAGGUUAAAAAUUCAUCACUUGUCAAGGCGAUUGCUGGAAAAUCAUUGCUUGUAGCAGAAAUGGCAGGAAGACUCAGCGUAGAAGAUGUUAUUGAGGAACUGUGCAGCCUUGUGCCUGUUGCUGGCAGCAUAGCAGCAGCUGGAGUAUCGUUUGCUACCACACGAUCUGUGCUCCUAGAAGGGGUAAAUGAACUGUAUAGUGUAGCCAAAAGGGUGAUUGAAAUGGCAGAACUAAAGUAG